This is a messenger RNA of Effrenium voratum, 1135 nucleotides long. NCBI's taxonomy places the organism in Eukaryota, Dinophyceae, Suessiales, Symbiodiniaceae. The record is from the annotation of a GenBank genome assembly.
UCUUUUUGGUUUCCCUUGUCAGACAGGGCUUUGAGCCCCCUGCCUGCACCGGUGAUUGGAUCUGGCAUGCUGGUCCGUAGCUUCAACUUGUGCAGGCUUGGCAUGCGUUCCAUUGGCUCAGCUGGCCGUUUUUUCGCCUCGCAGAACGGGCCCGGCUUCGCUUCAGAUGCCAAGUUGGCCAUGGCCCGCAAGCUUGUGCUGAUCACAGGCUGGUCAGGCGCUGGCAAGACCACCACAGGCAACUUCCUGGAGUUUUACCAUGGUCUCCACCACCUGGAUGGAGACAACAUCAUGCACCGGAAAGAUGAUAGGAGCAUAAAGCUUCGGGAUGGCCUGGUGAAGUCGUUCUAUGACUUCUGGUUCAAAGAUUUGCCAGCACCGCCUGAACUUUGGAAGCCAUACAUCGACGAGCUUGUGGGUCAGUACAUGGAAGCGGCCGAGCACUCCGUCCGCAAUCUGUCCUUCCCUGCGAUCGUCCUCAGCUUCUCAGUUUACCGCCGGGAGGUUCGCGACUACUUCCGCCAGAGGAUCCCCGAGAUUUUCUUCCUGAAGCUGGACUGCGAUCCCGACGUGGUCAUCCAGAGCGCGCUGGGACGCCUGGAGACGUACCUGGAAAACAAGAAGCAGACCGUGGAGGACUGGUGGAGGGAGGAGAAAAAAGAGGAGAAGUACGGGAAGUUCAGCAUGGAGACUUACAAGCAGAUGCAGAUGACCGAGUUCCUGGCGGGCAUGCAGCCCCUGGAUGCUGGCGAGGGCGUCUCUUGCGACGUCACGCCGCGCGGACAGAAGGCGCUCGAUGCGGUGGCCGAAGCCCUGGGUCUGCCGAAGAAGGACAUUGACCUGGAGCAACUGAAGAGGGAGGAGAGAGCACGCCUUGCGCAGAUUGCAGCGGCACACUGACGCGUGCACCUGGCCGUUGAACGCAGACAUCUGGAAACGCGGAGGUCGAGUUGUGAUCUCGGGCAAGCCACGUGGAAGUGCUGGCGCGCCUGCACGUCAUGUUGCUCAGCUCGCCUGCUUGAAGCAAAAAGGGCCGCGUGCAAUGGCCAAGGGUCAGGCCGUACCCAACUUGCCUGCCCAGCAAGCAAAGGCAAUGCAGCAAUGCAUGCCGGGGCACUGAUCGUUUCACCCCGCG